GAGUUAUUUCACCCGCUGUCUUCUUCCCAAAGUCCACUCUAGUCUCCACUCCUCACGACGCCGGCCUGCUUUCCCCCACGCAAAUUUCAACCUCAAAGUUGGUGCCGGCAUGGUCACAUCUGAGAAGUUGCCAUACAUUCUUAUCUUCGAGCGUGAUAUUUGUGUUUAUUCGACAAUUUCAUCAUGCGCGCCAAGCAUUUCAGACCUCGACCAUAUUCUUGCAUUGCAUUCUUGCUGGUUCUGAAGUAGUGUCGAUUUUUUCUUCGAGCAGAAUAUCUCACUGUCUCAGAGUUCGUUGCCUAAGGUUAGCUGGAUUUAGGAUCCUCGGUGAAAUGUGAACAAAUGAUCAACCUCGUGGGAAUGGCUGAUUUUCUGGAGCGUCUGUCACGAACUUAGUUGGUAUGAGCUUCCUUCCUGAGAAGAGUGGGAAUCUUUCAGACACUCGUUCAGUACGCAAGCAAUCAGCGGCUUAAUCUGGAUUCUUCUGGAGCUUCGCAGUUGAUUCUGUGGGACGUUGGAGCUCGUCUGCUUUACGGCAUCAUCCGAAAUGUCUCAGACCGUGGUGAUGAAUGUGGCGAUGGUCUGUGAAGGGUGUGCAAUAAGUGUGAAGAAGACUCUCAAGAAGAUUCCAGGUGUCACUUCCUACGCAGUAAACUUCAAAGAGAAAAAAGCAACAGUGGUUGGAAACGUGGACCCAGAGGAUGUGGUGCGUCGCGUGAGCAAGUCUGGAAAGGCAGCGACUUUGGUGUCGGCCACUCCCACCCCACCGCCACCCGACCCACCCAAGGAGGACGCUAAGCCUGAAGCACCACCUGCAAAGAAGAAAGAGGGAAAGGGUGCCUUCGUUUCUCUUCGCCAGAAAAUGCCGAACCUGCGGCCAAAGAUGCCUGACGUGAAGCUUCCGAAGUCUGUGGCCAUUGCGAUGGCGAAGAUGCCAGACUGCCGGAAUUUGCCCAAGACGUUGCCAGAUUGCCGCAACAUGCCGAGGAUGUUCAACCAAGCCAUGGAUAAUUUCAGGGCAAAAGGGGUGUUUUUCGCCGCAGACAACAUGACCGACUCAGAUUAGUCCCUUGACGUAGUCAGAAUAAGAGACUUUGUUCAAUGACUUUGUGAAGAGAUCGACAACGGAAUAAAUCCAAACGAGAUCUCAGCAGUUUUGAACAUUAUGCAGCAAUUUUAGUUCAGCUUGCAAAAAAACACAUUAAGUAAAAUACUCGAAGUGUAAAAAACAUUUAAGAACCCAGGGCUAAUGCUCUGAUCGCAUUUUCGUUUCUUAGGUCA
Messenger RNA from Physcomitrium patens, 1281 nucleotides. RefSeq lists its product as uncharacterized. Lineage: Eukaryota; Viridiplantae; Streptophyta; Bryopsida; Funariales; Funariaceae. Gene Ontology annotation, molecular function: metal ion binding. The record is from RefSeq and is a predicted model, not a curated record.